Molecule: messenger RNA, 1382 nt
Organism: Cucurbita maxima (winter squash)
Lineage: Eukaryota; Viridiplantae; Streptophyta; Magnoliopsida; Cucurbitales; Cucurbitaceae
Product: putative L-ascorbate peroxidase 6
Exons: 10
Coding region: 54-1052 (332 amino acids)
Biological process (GO): cellular response to oxidative stress; hydrogen peroxide catabolic process; response to reactive oxygen species
Molecular function (GO): peroxidase activity; heme binding
Source: RefSeq, a predicted model, not a curated record
AAAUGGGUCGAACUUAAAUCUACAGUAACCGGUCCAUUUCACCCACUCGUGAGAUGACUUCCACCUUCUCCUAUCUGCCGCCGUGCAACGCCGCCGUCGUCUCCUCGUCAUCUCUUAGAUACUAUCUCAAGCCAAAGUUUCCGGCGCUAUCGUCACCUUCGACCGUCCCAUUUCGCUCUAAAACUGCCAUCAGUUGUUCUCCCUCCGCUCAUGCCGAUGCUUCUGUUCAGACUGAUUUCUGCUUUCUGAAGAAGAGGGAAUUUGUCUUUUCUGCCGCGCUGCCAUUUCUUCUUAUUUUGCAUGAAUCCGUGGAAGGCUUUAGAGCUGGGGCGGCAGAAAGAUUGGAUAGAAGUGAAGAUGAACGGAUAAGAGAAGAAGUUAGAAAGGUAGUAACCAAAGGCAGGGCUCCUGGUCUGCUUCGUCUGGUGUUUCACGAUGCUGGAACCUUUGAAAUGAACGAUAAUUCAGGUGGUAUGAAUGGGUCUAUCAUUCACGAACUUAAUAGACCUGAAAACAAAGGUCUCAAGAAGUCGGUUAAGAUUCUUGAAGAAGCAAAGAGUAAACUGGAUUUAAUAAGACCAGUAUCUUGGGCAGACUUAAUAGCAGUGGCUGGCGCUGAAGCAGUUUCAAUAUGUGGAGGUCCAAUUAUUGCUGUUGAGUUGGGUAGAUUAGACUUGGGGAAGCCAGAUCCUGAAGGUAAACUUCCUGAAGAAUCCUUGGAUGCUGUUGGACUGAAGCAAAUCUUCAGCAAAAAAGGAUUCGCAACACGAGAACUAGUUGCUCUAUCGGGAGCCCAUACUAUUGGUGGUAAAGGUUUUGGAAGCCCUAUUGUUUUUGAUAAUGCAUAUUUCAAAAUCCUUUUGGAGAAGCCAUGGUCAUCUAAGGGUGGUAUGUCCAGUAUGAUAGGGCUGCCUUCUGAUCGUGCUCUUGCUGAUGAUGAUGAAUGCUUGAGAUGGAUCAAAGAGUACGCCAACAAUCAGACUGUGUUCUUCGAAGAUUUCCAGAAUGCUUAUAUCAAGCUAGUGAAUUCUGGUGCGAAGUGGAAAAGCUAGCAAACACCUAUACAAUUAUACACACUGGAAAUCAAGGUUUAACUGCUUUAUAUAAUUGGCUAUUGCAUUGGCUUCGACGAUGACUUAGACACUUGUUAUCUGCUUACCACGAUCCGUCGCUGGUGGGAUGUAACUGCGAGACAAAGCAAGAGUUGCGAUGAAGAUCUCUUGAAGUGCCUUCUGCCCUCAUCAACAUCCAAGUACCCUCUGAAGCUUUAUCUUUUGUUGGCCCAAAUUUUGGCCUUGAAGCAUUUUAUAUCUUAUCAUGAAGACAAUAUUAUUAUAAUCUCCCGCAAUUCAUUGAAGUUUCAAAUGAUUGAAGAUAUAAUA